AUGGCACCACCUACUAACCUCAUAUUACGGUACACGGUGGACAAACAUCCUAAUGAUCUCUGUGUCAGCAUGCCACCCAACUCGAAGAAUUCCGAGUUAAAAUCCGCUAUUCGUGUGUACCACGAAGACGGCCCUCUGCGCGAGCUCACCACCGAAAUCCCCAUCUCCCCCCAUGAGACCGUUGAUGAACGCGUGAAAGUGAUGAAGCUGGAACAUGCUACUAUUGAGGAGGCCCAGGGAAAGGUUUGUUCAAUCGCAUCUGACGCUGCGAGCUCAUGGGAGUCCCAACACCUCAUGCUGGCAGUAUGA
Molecule: messenger RNA, 309 nt
Organism: Suillus discolor
Lineage: Eukaryota; Fungi; Basidiomycota; Agaricomycetes; Boletales; Suillaceae
Exons: 2
Coding region: 1-309 (102 amino acids)
Source: RefSeq, a predicted model, not a curated record